UUCUGGACUCCUGGGGCGUUCUCACGGAAUGGGGAGGUAGCAUAUGCUUGCCAAUCAGAGAAGGCCAGGACCAGCCCAUGGCGGACAGCAACCAAUCGUCAAGGCCAGCCAGAGCGCGCUCCCUCAGUAGGUGGAUGGUGGUCGGAGCGCCGGCUCCCGUCUCCUCGUCGCCAUUUUGUGUCGGUGACUGCAGCCGGCUGGAAGAAGGCGGCACUGAGUUUCCUUGGGAGGGCAGCGCGUCGGGCGCGUCUCCCCUCCCCCCUUCCCCUCUUUUGCCACUAGCCUUGGACUUAGUUGUUGCACGCAAUCGGCUCCCGUUGAACUAGCAGUUCUGGAGGAGGUGGCGGCUGGAGGAGGUGAUGCCUGGGAGCCCUCCCUUGACAGCCCGGACCGAGAAGAGUCUCUGCAGGAGGUAUCACCCAGGCUGGCAGAUCAUGGUGGCAGCAGUGGGGGUGGCUGGGAAGUGAAAAGGAGCCAGCAACUGAGGAGGGGCCCCAACAGCUCCCGAAGAUCCUAUCAGGACAUGGAGUAUGAAAGGCGAGGUGGUCGUGGUGACAGGACUGGCCGCUAUGGAGCCACUGAUCGCACACAGGAUGAUGGUGGAGAGAACCGCAGCCGGGACCAUGAUUAUAGAGACAUGGACUACCGCUCCUACCCCCGAGAGUAUGGCAGUCAGGAGGGCAAACAUGAGUAUGAUGACUCAUCUGAAGAGCAAAGUGCAGAGAUCCGUGGCCAGCUGCAGUCCCAUGGUGUCCAAGCACGGGAGGUUCGGCUGAUGCGGAACAAAUCCUCAGGUCAGAGCCGGGGCUUCGCCUUCGUCGAGUUUAGUCACUUGCAGGACGCUACACGAUGGAUGGAAGCCAAUCAGCAUUCCCUCAACAUCCUGGGCCAGAAAGUAUCCAUGCAUUACAGCGACCCCAAGCCCAAGAUCAAUGAGGACUGGCUGUGUAAUAAGUGUGGUGUCCAGAACUUCAAACGCCGUGAGAAGUGCUUCAAAUGUGGUGUGCCCAAAUCAGAGGCAGAGCAGAAGCUGCCCCUUGGCACCCGGUUGGAUCAGCAGGCACUGCCGCUGGGUGGGCGGGAGCUAAGCCAGGGCCUACUCCCACUGCCGCAGCCCUACCAGGCCCAGGGAGUACUGACUUCCCAAGCCCUGUCCCAGGGCUCCGAGCCAAGCUCCGAGAACGCCAAUGACACCAUUAUUUUGCGCAACCUGAACCCACACAGCACCAUGGACUCCAUCCUGGGUGCCCUAGCACCGUAUGCAGUGCUGUCAUCCUCCAAUGUGCGUGUUAUAAAGGACAAGCAGACGCAGCUGAACCGAGGCUUCGCCUUCAUCCAGCUCUCCACCAUCGUGGAGGCAGCCCAGCUUCUGCAGAUCCUGCAGGCCCUGCACCCUCCGCUCACCAUCGAUGGCAAAACCAUCAACGUGGAGUUUGCCAAGGGUUCUAAGAGGGAUAUGGCCUCCAAUGAAGGCAGUCGCAUCAAUGCUGCCUCUGUGGCCAGUACUGCCAUUGCUGCUGCCCAGUGGGCAAUCUCACAGGCUUCCCAAGGUGGAGAAAGUGCCUGGGCUGCCCCCGAGGAGCCACCAGUUGACUACAGCUACUAUCAACAGGAUGAGGGCUAUGGCAGCAGCCAGGGUACAGAUUCCCUCUAUGCCCAUGGCUACCUUAAGAACACCAAGGGCCAAGGCAUGACUGGGACCAAAGGGGACCCAGCUGGAGCAGGUCCUGAGGCCUCCCUUGAGACUGGGGCAGACUCUGUCUCACUGCAGGCUUUCUCCCGAGCCCAGCCUGGUGCUGCCCCUGGGCUCUAUCAGCAGUCAGCUGAGGGAAGCAGUGGCCAGGUCACAACUUCCAACAGCCAGUCAUAUACCAUCAUGUCACCUGCUGUGCUCAAGUCUGAGCUCCAGAGCCCUACUCAUCCAAGCUCUGCCUUACCACCAGCCACCAGUCCCACUGCCCCAGAAUCCUACAGCCAGUACCCUGUUCCUGAUGUCUCUACUUACCAAUAUGAUGAGACAUCUGGCUACUACUAUGACCCCCAGACUGGACUCUACUAUGACCCCAACUCUCAGUAUUACUACAAUGCUCAGAGCCAACAGUACCUAUACUGGGAUGGGGAGCGGCGAACCUACAUACCUGCCUUGGAGCAGUCUGCUGAUGGACAUAAGGAGACGGGGGCAUCAUCAAAGGAGGGAAAAGAGAAGAAAGAGAAGCAUAAGACGAAGACAGCGCAACAGAUUGCCAAGGACAUGGAGCGGUGGGCCCGCAGUCUCAACAAGCAAAAAGAAAACUUCAAAAACAGCUUCCAGCCUAUUAGUGCCCUACGAGAUGAUGAAAGGCGGGAAUCAGCCACUGCAGAUGCAGGCUAUGCCAUCCUUGAGAAGAAGGGAGCGCUAGCUGAAAGACAGCACACCAGCAUGGAUCUCCCAAAGUUGGCCAGUGAUGACCGCCCAAGCCCACCUCGAGGACUGGUGGCAGCCUACAGCGGGGAGAGUGACAGUGAGGAGGAGCAGGAGCGAGGAGGUCCUGAGCGGGAAGAAAAGCUCACAGAUUGGCAGAAACUAGCUUGUCUGCUCUGCCGCCGCCAGUUUCCCAGCAAGGAGGCACUCAUCCGGCACCAGCAGCUCUCUGGGCUCCACAAGCAAAACCUUGAGAUUCACCGGAGAGCCCACUUGUCAGAAAAUGAAUUGGAAGCACUAGAAAAGAAUGACAUGGAGCAAAUGAAGUACCGAGACCGUGCAGCUGAGCGCAGAGAGAAGUAUGGUAUCCCCGAGCCACCAGAACCCAAAAGGAGGAAAUAUGGUGGCAUAUCUACAGCCUCUGUAGACUUUGAACAGCCCACUCGGGAUGGAUUAGGCAGUGACAACAUUGGCAGUCGUAUGCUCCAGGCCAUGGGCUGGAAAGAAGGCAGCGGUCUAGGUCGCAAGAAACAGGGCAUUGUGACACCCAUUGAGGCCCAAACACGGGUUCGAGGUUCUGGCCUGGGUGCCCGGGGCAGUUCCUAUGGGGUCACCUCAACAGAAUCCUACAAGGAGACACUGCACAAGACAAUGGUGACCCGCUUCAAUGAGGCCCAGUGAACAACUUUGAAAGCAGUUUCUACAGACAUGGGGUGUCUGUAGAAAAGAUGAGAUGUGGAGUGGUCUUAGGGAGGUUCUUCUGCUCCCCAACCAGAGAAGCUCUCACCAAAUUAGACUUGGAGUGGGUGACUUUUUGCUGGGAAAUUGGGUUCAAAUCAUGUUCCUUUUGUAAUAAAAUCUAAAAAGCCUGCA
Messenger RNA from Alexandromys fortis (reed vole), 3274 nucleotides. RefSeq names its product RNA binding motif protein 10 (gene Rbm10). The transcript is spliced from 23 exons. Gene Ontology annotation, molecular function: RNA binding. The coding region runs from base 524 to 3082 and encodes 852 amino acids. Gene Ontology annotation, cellular component: nucleus. Gene Ontology annotation, biological process: mRNA splicing, via spliceosome. The record is from RefSeq and is a predicted model, not a curated record. Lineage: Eukaryota; Metazoa; Chordata; Mammalia; Rodentia; Cricetidae.